Molecule: messenger RNA, 330 nt
Organism: Kwoniella botswanensis
Lineage: Eukaryota; Fungi; Basidiomycota; Tremellomycetes; Tremellales; Cryptococcaceae
Exons: 2
Coding region: 1-330 (109 amino acids)
Source: RefSeq, a predicted model, not a curated record
AUGUCUGCCUCUGUCGCGAAGGAGCAAUUAUCGAGUGAUCCGCUGGCCACGGUCCACGUCGUCCAGUCAAUUCCGGACGACAACGCUGAGGUAUUCAAGCUCGAGGCCGGUGGAGAGAAUUAUCGCAACGUAUCCUGGUAUCGGACUUUCGCUCUCAUGUUCAAGAUCUUGUUCUCCGUUGGUAUUUUGUCGAUUCCCUCUGUAUUUUCCUACGUUGGUGCUCUGCCGGGAGCGCUUUUGCUGGUUGGCUUUGGAGCGUUCAACGCAUAUGCCGCACUGAUUUUAGGAUCCUUCCGACUUCGACAUCCCGGUAUUCAUGUGAGUGCUUAA